AUGAAGUCAGAAAGUAAUGUCAAGCCACGUCAAAGGAGUGCAAUAUCAUUACCGGCUAGUAUGGUGAGUUCUAAAAAUUCUCGUCUUCCUGCAAUUCCUGAGGCAAUAAAGCCAGCAAACAAUGUCAGGGUGCGUCAAAGAACUGCUCCUCAACAUUCUUCUCAACUUCCUAUAGUUUCUAUUAAUGCAGUCAGGUCAGCAAGUAUUCUCAGGCCAGGUCAAAGAACUGCAAAACUAUCACCCGCUAAUAACAUGCCUUCUCAAAAUUUUUCUGGUCUUCUUAUAGUUUCUAAUGCAGUAAAGCCAGCAAAUGAUGUCAAGCCGCAUCAAAGAAGAGCAAGAUCAUUAUCAGCUAAAAUCAUUCCUCGUCCAAUUUAUUCUCAUCGUCCUAUAGUUUCUACUAUACUGACCUCACCGAGUAAUGCCAAGUUGCAUCAAACAAGAGCAAGAUUAUCACCAGCCAAAAUCAGGCCUCUGCAAAAUUCUUCUCAUCUUCCUAUAGUUUCUACUAUAGUGACCUCGGCAAGUUAUGUCAAGCCGCGUCAAGGAAGUGCAAGAUUAUCACUAGCUAAAAUCAGGCCUCCACAAAAUCCUUCCCAGCUUCCUAUAGUGACCUCGGCAGGUAAUGUCAAGCUGCGUCAAGGAAGGGCAAGAUUUUCACCGGCUAAAAUCAGGCCGCCUCAAAAUCCUUCCCAGCUUCCUAUAGUGACCUCGGCAACUUAUGUCAAGCCGCGUCAAGGAAAUGCAAGAUUUUCACCAGCUAAAAUCAGGCCUCCACAAAAUCCUUCUCAGCUUCCUACAGUGACCUCGGCAGGUAAUGUCAAGCCGCGUCAAGGAAGGGCAAGAUUUUCACCAGCAAAAAUCAGGCCGCCUCAAAAUCCUUCUCAGCUUCCUAUAGUGACCUCGGCAAGUAAUAUCAAGACGCGUCAAGCAAGGACAAGAUUUUCACCAGCUAAAAUCAGGCCGCCUCAAAAUUCUUCUCAUCUUCCUAUCAUUUCUACUAGAGCGACCUCGGAAAAUAAUGCCAAGUUGCAAGAAAGAAGCGCAAGAUUAAUAUCAUCCGCUGAUAUCAUGCCUCCUCAGAAGUCUUAUCAUCCUGUAGUGUAUAAUGCAACCAAGUCAGCAAGUAAUGUCAGGCCACGUCAAAAAAGGACAAUAUUAUCGCCAUCUAAUAUUGUGCCUAAUGCAAUUGCGUCAGCAAGUGAUGUCAGGCUGCGUCAAAGAAGCGUAAAUGAUGCACCUCCUCAAAAUUCUUCUCAGCUUCCUGCAGUUCCUAAGGUAGUAACCUCAGCAAGUAAAGUCAAGCCAGGUGAAAAAAGUGCAAGAGUAUCACCUCCUCAAAAGCCUUCUCAUCUUCCUCUAGUUUCUAGUACUGCAAUAGAGUCAGCGAGCUAUGUCAGGCCACGCCAAAAGAGGCAAGUAUCCUCAGCAGCUAGUCUCGUGCCUUCCGAAAACUCUUCUCAUCGUCCUGCAUUGCCUAAUAAUGUGAGGCCGCAUCAAAGAAGUACAAUAUCAUCAGCCUCCAAAGUCAUGCCUCCUCAAAAAUCUUCUCAUCUUCCUUCUGUGCGUGAUUCAAUGAAAUCAUCAAGCACUGUCAACCCCCAUCAAAGAAGUGCAAGACUCUGA
Vitis vinifera (wine grape) is the source of this 1626-nucleotide messenger RNA. RefSeq lists its product as uncharacterized. The record is from RefSeq and is a predicted model, not a curated record. The coding region runs from base 1 to 1626 and encodes 541 amino acids. The transcript has a single exon. Lineage: Eukaryota; Viridiplantae; Streptophyta; Magnoliopsida; Vitales; Vitaceae.